UCCACGCUCACCAUGGAUCUAACUGUGGCUGGCAGAGGAAUUCCUAACAGGCACAAUGUACCUACAUAUAUCACUACUGAAUGAAGGGUAAAACUUUAAUUGAAGAAAUCUAUUAAUAUUAUAAUAGUACAGCACCUCCGAGUCUAUGAUUGUAAGUACCAAGAUCAAUGACAUUUAAUCUGGAAUGGAUGUGUUUGUAUUGCCAAUUUAAUUUGUGUAGCUCAAACUAUAAUUUUCUCCUCCUGGAUAUUGUCAUGUUUAUGACCUUAACUAAAGGCACAUGUGUUUUCCACCAAGUCAUUUCCAAAGUUGGAUUAUGUGAGGUGGGAGUUAUUGAGUGAUGACAGAAUUCUGUCUGGCCUGUCAACAGUUAUACAGCUUACACAUGGAAAUAUCAUCAGAAGGAAUUUUAUUAUGACUAUAACAUUUAUGAUAUCCUUCAUAUGAUUUUCUGAUAAAGAAUUGUAUUUAAAUCACUUUCAAUGGAGGAAACACACGAUAAAGGCAUUUUUCCACUGAUCAACAAUAAUCUGGCUGCUUAUGGAAUGUUUCAACGGCCCAGUCAUGACAUGGUUAAACAAAGGGAACAUCAUGAUUACUUCCUCCAGCCUUUCCAAGAAAGUGAUGAGUACGAGUCGGAAUCUUAUUCCGAUGACAGUUUGGACGACAGCAUGUUCUACCCAAUACUUAGUGUCCCUGGAACAAAUGGACAGAGUAUUGGAGUCUGGUCGUAUCUAAAGUUUGAAAGCAUUGCCAUAUUCUCCCCGAGCUCAGGAGACACCAUGCAGAAAAUUGUGAAGUAUGCAGAGCAGAAUUUAUCAUAUCAGAGAGAUCAACAUAAGUUAAUGAUGCUAGCUCCUGGUCAGCUGACUCCUAUUGACAUCAAAACUGUGUACAGUGUACGACCAGGAUCAGUCAUCAUGAUCAUGCCGGAGUCUUGUGUUUUCGUCACAGUUGAUAUCGGCCAGUUAAAAGCCAGUUUUACGCUCACUGUAGACGUGACAAUGACAGUUUACAAAAUCAAAUCUCUAGUGAAAAAGAUGAAAGGAAUUCCAAUAGAUCGUCAGGAAAUUCUGUACCGGGAGAAAGCUCUAGAGAAUUAUCGUCGGUUAUUAGAGUACCGUGUCACCAACAAAUGUACUCUGUAUGUCAUGAUCCAGGCCCACUUUGACUUACUGAUCAACAUUGAGACAUUUUGGGGUAAAACCUACAGGUUCUACGUAGACCCCUGUUGUACUGGUACUGACGUCAUAUACAUGGUGUUCAAUCGCACAUUCAGUCGAGGUGGACCAGAGGAUGCUGGGAUACAUGAACUUUAUGUACCUAUUCAUGUGCUGGUUCUACAGUACAAGAGUAGCUUUGUCAACUCAGACUACUGUUUGGCAUAUCUUGGCAUACACACAGGUGAAACUCUGACCCUGACAACAGUUGGUCACCGGAGCAACCUAAAUCUCCAGUCGAUCUCCGUGGUGACAGAAUCAGGUGAGAGAUACGGAAUUACAGUGUCAAAAUAUGACAGAUGGUCCAUCCUUGCUUUCAUGCUUCAUGGACUCACAAAUGUACCAGUUGACCUCAUACGACUGUACAAGGACAAUCAGCGAAUGGAAUUGUCCUCAGUGAUUGGAGACCUUCCUAACAAUACGGUCAUCAUGAUGAACGUUGUGCUGACUCACAUGGACAGUGAUUUGGUUUUUGGCGUGCCUCUACGGGUAAAUCUUGGUCACGGCAUCAUUGAGAACAUUAGAGUCACCCCAAACAAGUCUGUAAAGUCUGUCAAGAGGAAGCUUGAGCGACUGGGUGUGCCUAAUGCCACACAAUAUGAACUUGUGACUGGUAACAAGAAACUCGUCAAUAAGGCACUGGUCCAAAAUGUUGUGCUUGAUGUCAAGUCGCCACUGCUUCUCCAACUUGACACGUUCCCUGUAUUUGCCCAUACUCCUGACGGGAUUAUAUACAAAACUAAUACAAAUGUUCGCCAAACUAUCGGAGAAUUCAAAAAGAAAAUCCAAGAAAAGUCCUCACAUCCAUUGUCACCUUGUCGUAUAGUAAUGGCAGGAGAGGAAUUGCUUGGCCAGGACACUAGCAACCUGUACGAGGCUGGGGCCAAUGUCAGAUCUUCUCUGUUUAUCAAAACCAGUCAUAGCACACAUUGCUUCUUUGUUAUAGGAAACAACUGGAUGGUAAAAGUCCGUGUUCCUGUGAGACCAACCUCUGAUGACAUUCGUCAAAGUGUUUGGGAAACAAAGAAAGUGCCCGAGUGUAGCAUCAACUGUAUACUAACUCUCCUUCACUGGUUUUUUAUGCCACGUAUGUCAGGCAAGAACAAUGUUCCAGUCCAACGUCGAAUAAAGAAAAGAAUGCCUAUAGCAAAGGAGGAAUUGAUUCCAAUGGCCGAGAAUGAACUAGCUGUGGAAACAGAUUUCAUACUUGAAAAAAGGAAGGACAAGUUUCGUCCUUUGAUUUUGUCCGCCACACAUUCUGUACAUUCCAAGGAAGGCGACUUAACCUCAAGGUCAUUGAACAACAAUGCUGCAGCAAGCAGUUUCAUUCACCCCAAUGUUCGUCCUCACUUUGAACCAACACAGUUCUUGGAUCACAAGGACCACAACGCCACACAUGGAAACAAAGGAAAGCCACACACAAACUACCGGAAAGAUACUAAAGACCAUAGUGUUGUCCCCAGGUCAAAAAAUCCACCAUGGAUUGGGGAUCUUCAGCGAAAAAACAAAACAAACCGUCUUAUCUUAUCCGACUUUGACAAUGGACCCGAUUUCAUGUUCAGCAAUUCAAAAAAGAAGAAGCCUCAUUUUGAGGCAAGGAGUGUCCCUGAACGUCUUCCUGGAAUUUUACAGUGUAAUCCGGACAGACACAACCACCCUCUCCGCUACAAGGGUUCUCGCCCUCAUCAGAACCCACAUACACACCGUAGGGCUGGAUCUGAGGGCGAUGCAGGAGAAAAAGUCUUUCUCACAAAACCAUUCAAACUAGUGGACCUCAGUCCAAAACGCAAAAGGCGGGUGUAAAAGUGGAUCAUAGCCCUAAACACUAACAUCUAGUGUAACAAUGUAUGCUUCAAAUGAGAUUUAAGGAUAUUCAUAAAGAAAAAAGGAUAUGGUAGAUCUUUUAAUGCUUCUAAAUAUGGAACAGUCUAGUGCAACACCUAUACUGAACAUCAGAACUGACUGACUUCCAGAAGUAAAGGCCAAGUGUAAGAUGUGUAUAUUGUGUACGACUGUAUCUUUUGUAUGAUUAUAUCAGUGUAUAUGUUCACACCUUGUCACUGGGUGCUAUACCCAACACAGGGCCAUUGUUGUAGCAAUAUGGAGACAAAAGAUACAAUCACUAUAGACUUACAGAUUGUAUGAUAGCCUGUAAUCUGUACAAGGAUCUGAAAUCCAUUUAAAUACGUAUUAUAAUCACAAUGAAAUUUUCUGUUUAGACAGAACUAACCCCAUUGUUUUUGUCAUCUUAUUAACAUAUAUGACAAUAAAAUUGUCUAACUUAA
Pecten maximus is the source of this 3505-nucleotide messenger RNA. RefSeq lists its product as uncharacterized. The coding region runs from base 483 to 3023 and encodes 846 amino acids. Gene Ontology annotation, molecular function: ubiquitin protein ligase binding; protein tag activity. The record is from RefSeq and is a predicted model, not a curated record. NCBI's taxonomy places the organism in Eukaryota, Metazoa, Mollusca, Bivalvia, Pectinida, Pectinidae. Gene Ontology annotation, cellular component: nucleus; cytoplasm. The transcript is spliced from 2 exons. Gene Ontology annotation, biological process: modification-dependent protein catabolic process; protein ubiquitination.